Messenger RNA from Naegleria lovaniensis, 1326 nucleotides. RefSeq lists its product as uncharacterized. Gene Ontology annotation, cellular component: U2-type spliceosomal complex; U2 snRNP. Gene Ontology annotation, biological process: mRNA splicing, via spliceosome. NCBI's taxonomy places the organism in Eukaryota, Heterolobosea, Eutetramitea, Acrasida, Naegleriidae. Bases 1 to 1326 code for a protein of 441 amino acids. Gene Ontology annotation, molecular function: RNA binding. The record is from RefSeq and is a predicted model, not a curated record. The transcript has a single exon.
AUGUCUGAAAAUCUCAAGACCAUGAACCCAUCAUCAACACAAGACACAACCGACCACGAGAAAACUAACAAUAACCAUCAAAUACAAUCGGAGGAUAGAGUUCGUGUGCCAGGUUCAUCCACACUAUUUCCGACAGGUAUCAUUCAAGAUGGACAAAUGUUUGUUGAUCCCGAAACUAAGCUUGAAUAUAUCUAUCAUGGAGACAAGAGUGCUUGGUUUCCUCAUGUUCAGGAAAAUCAAUUCGAAGAUCAACAAUCCAUCUAUAAUUUUCAGGAAACGGAGGAGAUGAGACAAGAGAGAUUGGAGAAGGAACGUGCUUUGAAAAUACGAGAACAACUCCAAAAAGAAAAACUCGAAAAGAAGAAGCGAAAACAUGGCUCUGAAAGUACAAAUCAAAAAUUGUUUAAUUCAAAGAAAGUUGCUUUAGAAAAUGAUGAACAAGAGGAAGAAAAUCAAGGCGAAAUUUCCACUCCAGAAGAAAAGAAGAAAAAAACCAAUGACGAUUUUUUACCUGGAUGGCAUGAACAAUUCAAUACUUCAAUAUACAUUACUGGAUUACCGCUGGAUGAUAAGAAGGUCACUCUGCAUUUUUUAAUUGACACCUUUUCCAAGUGUGGAAUUAUCAAAACAGAUCCCUUCACAGAGCAACCAAAAGUUAAAUUAUACAGAGAUGAACAUGGAAAGCUUAAGGGAGAUGCCAGAGUGACGUUUCUCAAGGAGGAGAGCAUUGAUUUGGCUCUCACUCUAUUUGAUGGAGCUUGUCUUUUCGGAGAUGGAACUAAAAUUACUGUGGAACGAGCAAAAUUCACCAAGCCUGAAAAUUAUGAUGCAUCGCGAAGUUUAGAAUAUCACAAUAGAAGAAAACAAAUUAAGGAUAAGGAGAAUAGAAAAUUACAAUGGGGCUUUGGGGAUUAUCCAGACGAAGCAAUGGGCUCUGAAAAUGAACCACAAGGGCGAGUGGUCAUUCUCAAACACAUGUUUGUUCCAGAAGAUUUCUCGACGGAUCCACUUUUUGGAGCCGAAUUGAAAGAUGAAAUCAAAAGUGAAAUGGAGAAAAUUGGAAAAGUCGACAAGAUUAAAAUUUACUCUGAAAAUCCUGAGGGAGUUGUGGAAAUUCGAUUCAAAUCGCCCAAUCACGCUCGAGCAUGUAUUAAAGAAAAUAAUGGAAGAAUGUUCGAUGGUGGUCGUGUGGUGGCCUAUUUAUGGGAUGGCAAAGAGAAUUUCAACGUUGUGGAGUCUAAGGAACAGGAAGAAGAACGUCUUGAAAGAUAUACGAAAGAGUAUGUCGAAAAGUCCAAUGAAAAAUCAACGGAGAGUAAACCUUGA